Messenger RNA from Stegodyphus dumicola, 3028 nucleotides. RefSeq lists its product as uncharacterized. The record is from RefSeq and is a predicted model, not a curated record. Lineage: Eukaryota; Metazoa; Arthropoda; Arachnida; Araneae; Eresidae.
GAAUUUUGUGAAGUUCUAAAACGUCAACAGCUUGGAUCAUAAUCGGAAGGAUCUUCUUAAAUAUAACUCCAUCGGUCGUUGAAAAGAUAUUUAUAUACCUAUUUUGCUGAGUAAAUAUCAAGUUGUUUCAGAAAGAUCACCUGCAGUACAUCUCAUCGACAUUCUUGAUCACAAUAUACCAGCUUACACUUCUCAGCCUUGUGCAGAAAACGUCAGAAGUAUAUUAAGAAAUGCUGAUUCUUCUCUAUGCUUUGGUAUUCUUCACUAUUUUCUUCAGAACAGCAGCUGGAGAUUCUCCAUUAUUAGAGUUUGGUUCAUGUUCAACGAAGUGCCAAAUUAGCUUGUCAGACACUUCUGCUUCUGGAAUAUUUCCACCACAUCAAUGUUCUUGUUCGCAGAGCUGCGCAAUUUAUGGAGAUUGUUGUUACGAUUCCCCGUAUCGAACUGAAGUUAAGAAGCCAAGAAAGAUAAGCUGUCUUCAAGUGCACGGUAGCGGCAGUUUUCAAGCAGUAUCAACUUGUCCCUCAGAAAUGAAUGAAAUGGAGUUUGGCUGUACUUCUGGUAUUGGUCACUUACCUCCUGUAACCAGUAAGUCUUCUGGUCUGACAUACGCAAAUAUCUUCUGUGCUUUUUGCAACGAAGAUUAUAAUUUGCAUUAUUGGAAUGUCGAACAAAGAUGUAAAGAGGAAAACGAAUCAAGGUCCAUUGAUCAGCACCAGAAUCCCGGUAGUAUGGUUACCUCUCAGACGCAGCAGCAUUGCGAGUAUUACGCUCAUAACGAUGAUUUCACCUUUCUCGACAAUUUGGAACUCAGAUCUUGCAGUUCGACUGACGAAAUCUUUCGGUGCUCUCCAUCUUGGAGAAAUUAUUCUGUAUCGCAGCUCUGCCACUCUUAUUCAGACCCUGUUUAUAUAAAUAAUAAGCUGUACAAGAACCUGCAUUGCGCCGAAUGCAAUUACGAAAUUUUGACAUCGGCCAAAUGUCAACCAGCGAUUGUCGAAACUUUGUUAGCUGCAGGGAUGAAUGCUACAGAAAUUUAUCAGUUGUGUAAAGAAGGGAAUUUCAUUGAUUGCUUAAAUUAUAUACAUGACUCCGGUCGUGGUAAACCACUACCUUUUCGUUAUCUAUUCAAAAUAAAUGAAAAAAUGUGUAUACCGAAACCUGGUAAACUCUGUUGUGAAGGAGAAAGAUUCGAUCCGCGUUCUGAAACCUGUCGUAAAGUGAUUCAUUCUUUUCGAAGGGGUUAAGAUAAUCCCUUGAUAAUACGAUAAAUAACAACAGAAGACAUUAUUAGCAAGCUUUACUUGUUUUCUCUUGUCUAGCUUUAAAUAAACAAUGAUUCACAAUUUAAGAACGAACUGACUAGCUAAGAAUUAAUUAAGAUACAAUAACACGCCGACCAAAUAUCAAUUCAGAAGUAAAACAACAAAAAUCAGCGUUGAUUAGCUUCUGAAUUGAUAUAGCUAAGAAUUUCUCAAAAUACCCUAAAAUAUUAUUUUCAUUGAAGAAGUAUUUAAACUAAAAUAAUCAUUGCUUCCAAAAUAGUAUUUUUAAGAAUUUUUAUUAAUACAAUUCCCAUUGAGAAUUGUUCACCAGACAUCGAAUACAUUAAACAAAAGGUUAAAAAAGCUGAACACUGCUAUUUAUAUCCGGUAUGAAAUCCUAGCAAACGAGCUGGUUGCAAGAGCGUGUCCGUGACUUUCCCAUGUGUAAAGUGAAUAAGAGCCAGUCUCGCUUACAAAAUCUACCCCCAAAGCGUUGUUUCACCUAAACACAUUUUCUUCCAGUACUUUGCCAUAAUCUUCAUAAAUAAUUCAGGGAAAAUCUCAAAUUGGGCAGUAAACGUAAGCAAUAUACUUUGUAAAUAGUAAAGUUUAUUAGUUAAGUAUUCCUCAUCAAAAUUAUAGCUAAAUUUCCACAUUAAUUACAUUCACUAAGGUAAUUAUUAUAUUAUCUAUAAAAUUUACAUUCCAUCGAGUUAUAAUUUUUAAACUAUUGAAAUUUAGGGAAAUGCCACGUCAAAAAUUUCAAGCAAAAUGUUAGAAUGCGAAUGGAAAUAAGUUUGAAAAGAGCUGUAUCUCGCCUACAACAGCUGUCAGUUAUUUAUUUAUAGUCGUAUUACAUUGAGCCCCCAAUAGUGAGCGUCAGAGAUGACUAUGAGGAAGAGGAUUAACGAUGAUUUGAGAGCUGUUCUGGAAGUAAUGCCUCACUCCUUAUCUGUUCUUGUAAUCCUUGACUACCAACUAUGAGGCGGUUCAGAGAUGAUUUAUUUUUUAAAAAAUUUAGAAGUAAUUAUGUUAAAAUUCUAUUUAUUGUGAAAUGAUGAAUUUACAUUUGAAAUGCAUUAUUUAGUAAAAUUCCACAAUGAACCCAGAGAUAGCCACAAUGAAGAGAGAAAAAUAACAGGCAAUCUUAUUAUCUCAGAGCCAGAGAUAAUAAGAUUGCCUAUUAUUUUUCACAUACGUAAAUGAUACUAUUCUAUUUUGCAAGCAAUACCUACAGAACAGAAUAAAAUUAAAGUGCUUGUUCUUUCCCUAUGUAAAUUUAUUCAUAUAAUUAAAAGCGUUAAAAGAACCUAUGACAGUAAAGUCAAGUUAUCAAUUUCACUUUGUUUGAAUAAGAGAAAUCAUGUGAGGUUACUUACAUGAUAAGUAACUUAUCAUGUAUGUAAGGCUUAGAGUAAGGGAAGUUUCUGUACAAACUAUUUCUAAGAAACACUGGCCCUUUUACGUUACAUGUUUGGAAAAUCAUAAAACCAUCCAUGCACUCUGGUAGUUUCUUGAGAGUCGAAUUCAGGUCUAACUAACAGUAAAUUCAAUUUGCAAUUAUCUAAACUCAUAUUGAGAACAAAGAUAAAAUCAGUGUGAAAUAUUGGAAUUUUCGUUGUUGUGCUUUAGUUAUGUUAUGUUCGAGUAUAUACCAUAUAUUAAUCAUUUUAAUCAGCUAAUUAUGUUUUUAGAUUUUUAGAUUUUAGAUAUUAUACUCUUUUCGAAUAAAAUGUUUAUUCAUUAAAAUUUGUUGCAUUAUU